Messenger RNA from Mauremys reevesii (Reeves's turtle), 3167 nucleotides. RefSeq names its product grainyhead like transcription factor 1 (gene GRHL1). Gene Ontology annotation, biological process: regulation of transcription by RNA polymerase II. Gene Ontology annotation, cellular component: nucleus. Gene Ontology annotation, molecular function: DNA-binding transcription activator activity, RNA polymerase II-specific; RNA polymerase II cis-regulatory region sequence-specific DNA binding. The transcript is spliced from 17 exons. Bases 245 to 2155 code for a protein of 636 amino acids. NCBI's taxonomy places the organism in Eukaryota, Metazoa, Chordata, Testudines, Geoemydidae. The record is from RefSeq and is a predicted model, not a curated record.
AACUCUGCAAGCCAAUGGGCAGCGGCCCACAGGUGCGAUCCACCUGCGGAUCCCAGAGCCACCUAAGCUAGCCAGAAAAGCCGACAAAACCCGUUUGUGCGGCAGGCUGCGCGCUGCUCUGGCUCCAGCCCCCUCCCCAGUGCCCGGGCCGCCGCCAGCCAGCCAGCGUCCCAACCCGCCGGGCCAGUUCUGCCACCCGCUGGCUGCCAGACAUGACACAAGACUACGACAAGACCAAGAUCUGAUGGAUUUUUAUGAAACCCACGCUACUGGAAAAAUGGACUUCCCCAGCAAAAGGCCCGUGUUGGUUCUUCAGAAUGACACUCUCUACUCCCAGAGGCGUCCAUACACCAGUGAAGAUGAAGCCUGGAAGUCCUUCCUUGAAAAUCCCCUUACAGCAGCCACCAAAGCCAUGAUGAGCAUCAAUGGCGACGAAGACAGUGCAGCUGCCCUGGGAUUGCUGUAUGACUAUUACAAGGUUCCCAGAGAAAGAAGGACUUCAACAGCAAAACCAGAUGUAGAUCACCCUGACCAAGAUCAUGGCAAAAGAAACAGCAUCCCAACGGAACAAUCACUUAUCUCUACUGGAGAAAACAGAGUGCAGGUUCUGAAAAAUGUGCCUUUCAAUAUUGUUCUUCCGCACGCUACCCAAAUGGCCAUGGACAAGAGAGGCCAUCUGACGACCCCCGACACCACUGUCACUGUUUCCAUUGCAACAAUGCCCACGCAUUCAAUUAAAACAGAAACACAGCCUCAUGGCUUCACUGUGGGUAUCCCUCCCACUGUCUACCACCCUGAGCCCCCCGAACGAGUGGUGGUUUUCGACAGGAAUCUCAACCCUGAUCAGUUUAGUUCCAGUGCUCAGCCUCAGAACUCCCAGAGGCGCACGCCAGACUCCACCUUCUCAGAGACCUUCAAAGAAGGAGUGCAAGAGGUUUUCUUUCCUGCUGAACUAAAUCUGCGGAUGGCCAGCAUGAGUUCAGAGGACUACGUUUUUGACAGCAUUGCUGGGAAUAACUUUGAAUACACCUUAGAAGCUUCCAAGUCACUUCGUCAGAAGCCAGGGGACAGCACAAUGACCUACCUAAACAAGGGUCAGUUUUAUCCGAUCACCCUUAAAGAAGUCAGCAGCAGUGAAGGAGUCCACCACCCAAUCAGCAAAGUCAGAAGCGUCAUCUUGGUCGUGUUUGCCGAAGACAAAACAAGAGAAGAUCAGAUCAGGCACUGGAAGUACUGGCACUCAAGGCAGCAUACAGCCAAACAAAGAUGCAUUGACAUUGCCGACUAUAAGGAGAGCUUCAAUACAAUCAGUAACAUUGAAGAGCUUGCGUACAAUGCCAUAUCCUUCACUUGGGACAUUAAUGACGAAGCAAAGGUUUUUAUUUCUGUAAACUGCCUCAGCACAGAUUUCUCCUCUCAGAAAGGAGUUAAAGGGCUGCCCUUGAACAUUCAGAUUGACACCUACAGCUACAAUAACAGGAGUAACAAACCCAUCCACAGGGCCUACUGCCAGAUUAAAGUCUUCUGUGACAAGGGAGCAGAGAGGAAGAUCAGGGAUGAAGAACGAAAACAAAGCAAAAGAAAAGGCAAGUGCACUGACCCCAGCUCCCAGUUGAAUGCCUUUCCCGAGGUCAAAGUGCUAAUGCUUCCUUCCCACAAGCGGACAGACAUCACUGUCUUCAAGCCAUCCCAAGAUCUUGACACUCAGCCAGUUCUUUUUAUCCCUGACCUUCACCAUUCCUGUCUUCAGCGUGGGACUCACGUCCUUCCUGUUGCACCAGAAGAACUGGAGGGUGAAGGCUCUAAUAUGAAGAGGGGGCCUUAUAUAACUGAAGAUGAUUUUAUUGCACCUCCCAAUAAACUGACCAGAAUAGAAGAACCAAAGCGAGUGUUGCUGUAUGUCCGAAAGGAGUCGGAAGAAGUCUUCGAUGCACUUAUGCUAAAGACACCAUCUCUGAAAGGUCUAAUGGAAGCUAUAUCUGACAAGUAUGAUGUUCCUUUUGAUAAAAUUGGAAAAAUCUUCAAGAAAUGUAAAAAAGGAAUCCUGAUCAACAUGGACGACAAUAUUGUGAAGCACUAUUCGAAUGAAGACACCUUCCAGCUACAGAUUGAAGAGGCUGGAGGAUCUUACAAGCUCACUCUUACUGAGAUCUAAAACCAAAGCCAUCAAACCUCUGUGGAUUUUAAAUGAAGGUCUCAGAUGAACAUUUUUCUGUAAUUUAGUCUGUAAUCACUUUCUCUAGAAGAAACCCAGUGGGUGAGUUCUUCCAGGGAUCGGAGCAGUCUUUGUUUAGCAAAGUUGCUACAGUCACGUUUCUGUUCUUCCAUAAGGACAAAACAAUGCUCAUUAACUCAGUGCACUUGAAAUGAGUGAACAAAGAUAUCAGGAAUUAAAUAAUAUUUAUGUACAAAAACAUUAGCAAAUGGGGAUGGGGAGAGAAGCCUUGAAAUAGUGGUGAUAUUCUAACUUCUAUUUAUCUAUUAAAUAUUCAUAUGAGCCUAUCAGCUAAUGGUGUCUUAUUGGACUGCUCUCUGCUAGAUGCAGCUGCACAACUCCCAUUCAUGCUAAUGGGAGCUGCAGGUGGAUAUGGGAGACUAGACUCAAUAAUGUUUACUGCUGAACAGGGCAUGUUGCUGAAAUCACUUGUAUAAUUUUGGGGGGAAUGUAAAACUGCCUUGCUCAUGAAGAACUUAUCUAAGUUACUGUGUGAACUCAUUUGACAUGAAGCUGUAUUGUAUAUAAGUGCAAUAUAUUUUUGAAGGUUUGUAAAUGUGUACAUAUGAAUCAUAUAUAAUAUAUAUAUAAAAAAGAUGGUGUUCAUGUGUAUAUACAGUGAAUAUAUGCAAUGAAGCCUCCCUAAAAGGAUACUAUAUACAGGCAAACAGUUAUUUAAAAACCUAGUAUGUGCCAAACCUGAGCGCACAUUGUAUAGCAUGCACAGAGAUGACUUGUUUAAAGAGGAUUUUCCUAAACAGAAGGAAUGAUGCCUACUAUACAGCAGACCCCUCUGUACAGUGAGGUGUGGUGGGUUUAUUUGGCAGUGUACAACACAAGCUUAAGUUCUACAAUGGCUGUUACUCAUAUUCUGUGCCCGUAGUGAGAUUGUAUAUUCUCAGUCUUGAACCUGAGAGGAGCUGUGGGCUUGUGCGUCCAGGGGCUAAGCCAA